ACCCUCCCAUGAUUGGGGUUUUUAAUUAUUCUGGUCUUUAGUACAGAGGGGCACUUAAGACUUCUCACUAAAAUAUAAUCUAUGAAACCUGAAAUUUCCUUAAAAUCAGGAAAGCUCAAUAAUUUUGUAGUGUACCAUAUACAUAUAACAUGAUUGAAAACUAUCAAACAUUUGGGGACAACUACCAAUACAGAAAGGGAAUCUCAACAUUUUGCAAAACAGAAUUCUCUUCUCCUAAGCAGUCAUUCUGAAAACAUCCUUCAUGCCUUUAUAACAAAACCUGAAGUCUUUGGAAAUGUAAGCAGAGUGGCACCUGGGUGCAUUGUUGAAGUGAAUCUCUGCUGAGCCACUUCUAUGAUCUCAGUUAUUCAUUAGACGUUAUUAGGAAAGCCUUCCCCAUAAGAUCCUCACCAGGAAGCAGGCAGAUGCCCUAUGGAACAUUAAUGUGACAACGAAGCAGAACAGCUAUUUGGAGCACAAGUCAAUCUUUGCCUGCGCUCAGUGGAGCAAGAGCUGUGUUCUGGUAACAGUUUGGUCAAGGGAUGAAACAGCAAAAUGGUAUGGUUCAAAUACAGAUGACUAGAGGAUACCUGUAAGAUAGCUGCUAACUACUUGUUAGCACUGAUUAUGAAACUGCAUAUCUAGUAAUGGGGCCCUCAGCUCAGUGUAAGCAAUAAAAGCACAGUAGCAGUACAGUAGCUUGUCAACACAAAUGCAAAAGACAGUAUGCAUUAAAGACAUGAUGGGACGUAGACCCUUAACCUACCAAAAGUAGGAAGAGUAAAAGUUACAAUAUGUAUAAAAUAUACUCAGUAGAAGUGGGUCAAGUAGAAAAUAAGAAAAUAUGUGUAACAGGCUGCAUUUGAGAAGGAAGGUCCCACCCUGGUAGCUACAAAUAAUUGCCUGCUUGUUUCCUCCUGCAGUAUCAUCUAAGCAAGGCAGGUACUUGCAGCUAACAUGGCAUUUCUUUCCUUUGUCAGAUGCACAUUAUGUUGAUUCAAUCUUUUAUGGCUUUACAGAAAGGAAAUUAAUUCUAAGCAUCAAAGGGACAGUCUCAUUUGUGCUCUAACUACAGCUUAUCUGCUUGAGAACCUAAUCUAGAAAAACACCUGCCUUGAACUCUCAGCACACAUCAACAACAAAUGUCAGCUUCAUGAUGGGAACCAUGUAACAGGAGAAAUGACCUGGUGGUGCCACAUUGCAGACAGUAGCUGGAGAAUCUGUGAAUAUUCUUUGCAUGUGGUGGAUUUUCUAGGAAAUAUGACUGCUUGUGUCCAAUAAGCCCUUUAAGAUUUCUUCAUCCUCAUCUUCUUUAACCGGAGUGUAAAUGGCAAAUGAUAACUAAGCCCUUUACCAACUUUGUACAUACAAACCCCUCUCAAUUAUGAAAUAAGUGAAGUUAAAGCCUGAGAACUUUCUCCCUGAAGGAAGAGACAUCAAAAUAGCCAUGGAGGUUACAGGGCAGUUUCAUCACAGACACAGAAACAAAUAUACUGACUAAUGGAAAUGCCAGACACAACUGUGCAUGACAUUAAAUCUGCCUCUCACACUAAAGGAAAAUUGUCGAUUAUCAAAUAUUUAGAUGCUCAAGCUGGUGUGCUACUGUAGAAUUUUUAAUUUUGCACCCCAUUCCAAAAUGAUGGAUCAUUUAAAUUCCUUUAAGUAAUGAUUAAGUUAGGUUGUGCUCCAGUUGCCAUCACAUGCAGAGAGAAUAGCUCUUUCCUGUUAUAUGUCAAAGUCCUAUAGUUCACUGUCCAAGCCACAUCUAAGAUUCCCAACAGAUAACUUUGUCUUUACAUUUCUCAGCUUAUGCUGAAAACUAAACAAAUUAUGGCUAUUGAAAUCCUUUUUAAAACUGAUGUCUCAGUUCCCUAUUCUUGAGCACAAGACGGAGUUUAUGAAGUAGACAGGUUUCCUGCAUGGGAGACCAUUUUGUUUACUUGGGCUAGAUACAAUUGCUGGUUGAAAUAUUUAAUCCAACAAUUCUAAACUUUGUACAACAGCUGAAAUAUGUGUAAUUAACUCAAAAACCUUUGAAGUAAAAUUUAACUUCAAUAACAUGGGACUAGUUCACUGACAGUGCUGUUGCAUAAUGUGAGCAUUUGGUUCUUUUGGCAGGUAGUAGCUGGUAAGCAACAGGAAUCAGCUCUUUCAUAGGACAUGGCAACCUUCUUCUCUGACCUGGUUCAGUUCCGAGGAUUAUUUCAAAUGAUCUUAGUGCUGGGAAUUGGUGGUAGUUUUCCAUAUGGCUUCCACAUUUCUGUAAUCAACUAUCCUUCUGUGCACAUCAGGAAGUUCAUUAAUGAAACCUGGAUAGAGCGACAUGGCUCUCCCCUUCAUCCCGAGACAAUCAUGCUGCUGUGGUCCUUCAUUGUGUCUGUUUAUGGGAUAGGAGGAUUCUUGGGAAGCCUCUGCUGUGGCUACCUGACUACAAAAUUCAGGAAAAAAAAGUGCCAAAUGUGCACCAACCUGAUCAUGCUGGUAGCUGCACUUUUAAUGGCCUUCAGUAAAACAGCCAAGUCCUUUGAGAUGAUUCUGGCCGGACGCUUUCUCUAUGGCAUUGGUACAGGUUUUUCUCUCAAUAUACAUCCUCAAUAUGUAGGAGAGAUCUCACCGAAGAAGCUGCGUGGAUUUACCAACUCCACAGUUGCUGUUUUUCUGACACUGGGAAAACUCACAGGACAGGUUAUUGGCCUACGGGAGAUUUUAGGAAGUGAAACUCUGUGGCCGUGGUUGUUAGCAUCUAGUGGACUUUCAGCAUUGGUUCAACUGGUUACCCUCCCAUUUUUCCCUGAUUCACCAUCCUACCUCCUGAUACAGAAGGGUAAUGAGGAAGCCUGCAGGAAAGCCAUCAGGAAGCUCUGGGGGGAAGGAGACCAUCAAGCAGAAAUUGAUGACAUUAUGAAGGAGAAGGCUGCAGUGACAAGUACAAAAUCCUUGCGUGUUCUUGAAGUAAUAAAAGAACGAUCUCUGCGCUGGCAACUGUACAUUUUGAUGACUGCCAUGACCACCUUACAGCUCUGUGGAAUCAAUGCAAUAUAUUUCUAUUCUUUUGAAGUAUUCCGCACAGCCAAGUUUGAAGAAUACCUUAUCCCAUACGUGUCCCUUGGAGUGGGGUUGUGUGAAUGCUUAUCCUCUAUACUGUGUAGCACCCUCAUAGACCGAUUUGGGAGGAAGGUGCUGCUGUUGGGAGGAUACACACUGAUGUGUUCUGUGCUGGCACUCCUCACCACAACCCUGUCACUGCAGCAUCAGUUUUUCUGGAUGCAUUACUUCAGUGUUAUCUUGAUCUUCCUAUUUGUUAUCUUCUACGGAAUUGGACCAUCUGGAGCCACUAUAUCUAUCAUGGUUGAAAUCUUCAGCCAGUCAUACAGACCAUCAGCCUUUUUGAUUGUUGGCUGCAUCAACUGGAUGGGACUUUUUGUACUUGGGAUGAUUUUUCCAUUGAUUGUUGAUAACCUUGGACCUUUCUGCUUCCUUAUCUUUUUGGGAAUCCUUGCUUUAUCAGCAAUUUUCAUCUACCUGUAUCUACCUGAGACCAAGGGAAAGUCAAUCAUGGAAAUAAAAGCAGAGUUCAACAAGCUGAACUUUGGGAAAAAAGAAACCUCAGUCACUGAAAAUAACCUUCCUAAGGAACAGUUUUUCUGCACCAAGCUCUGAACGUCCAGAGGAGAAAUUUGCAUCUCUUAGAAAAGACAGGAAACAUUGUUUCAAUGGAACUAAAAAGAAAACAUUAAAAACAGACUGCAAGCUUG
Molecule: messenger RNA, 3755 nt
Organism: Apus apus (common swift)
Lineage: Eukaryota; Metazoa; Chordata; Aves; Apodiformes; Apodidae
Product: solute carrier family 2, facilitated glucose transporter member 11-like
Exons: 12
Coding region: 2161-3660 (499 amino acids)
Biological process (GO): monosaccharide transmembrane transport
Cellular component (GO): membrane
Molecular function (GO): hexose transmembrane transporter activity
Source: RefSeq, a predicted model, not a curated record